AUGGACGCCGACGACUCCUCGUACGCAUCGUCCUCCUCGUUCUCUCCGCCGCCGUCCCCCGCCGAUCAUCUCCGCCUGCCCCCGAAGCGGCGUGCGGGCCGCAAGAAGUUCCGGGAGACGCGGCACCCGGUGUACCGCGGCGUGCGCGCGCGCGCCGGUGGCACCCGCUGGGUGUGCGAGGUGCGGGAGCCGCAGGCGCAGGCGCGCAUCUGGCUCGGCACCUACCCGACCCCGGAGAUGGCCGCGCGCGCGCACGACGUCGCCGCCAUCGCGCUCCGCGGCGCCACCGCCGCCGACCUCAACUUCCCGGACUCUGCCCACGCGCUCCCGCGCGCGCGCACCGCCGCGCCCGACGACAUACGACGCGCCGCCGCGCAGGCCGCCGAGCUCUACCGCCCGUCUCCUUCUUCCUCUUCCGCCUCCGGCCUGCUGCUGCACCACGGCCGCCGGACGAUCGCUGCCCCGCCACCGCCGCUCUCACUGCCGCCGCCGGAGGCUUCUUCUACCUGCUGCUGGACGACCAGUACAGGAACCCGAGGAGCAGGUACCACGCCGACCUGCUGCGACGGCUUCCUGGACGAGGAUUCCAUCUUUGACAUGCCAGGGCUCAUCCACGACAUGGCCUGGGGGAUGCUGCUCACGCCACCAGCCAUGGGCCGGGGCCUCGACUGGGGCGCCCUUGACGACGACGACGACCAUAGCCACGUCGACUGCACGCUCUGGACGCUGGACGGAUGAUGUGAUGACAAUCAUAUAAUUCCACACAAAUUGUACGGAUGUUUUUGCCACCCAAAUAAACGUGUGCUUCCUAUA
Molecule: messenger RNA, 813 nt
Organism: Zea mays
Lineage: Eukaryota; Viridiplantae; Streptophyta; Magnoliopsida; Poales; Poaceae
Product: dehydration-responsive element-binding protein 1F
Exons: 1
Coding region: 1-738 (245 amino acids)
Biological process (GO): regulation of DNA-templated transcription
Molecular function (GO): DNA-binding transcription factor activity; DNA binding
Source: RefSeq, a predicted model, not a curated record